CCACACCAGAUCUCCCAUGCACCAAAAUUUACUUAGAAAGAGAGAUCCUUUGGUUUCUUAAAGAGGUCAGCGUAUAUAUCCAAGAGAUCGUGUUGGAGAGAGAUAAGGAAGACUGAAAGAGAGAGAGAGAGAGAGAGAGAGAGAUGGGGAGAGCUCCUUGCUGCGACAAGGCAAACGUGAAGAAAGGGCCAUGGUCCACUGAAGAAGACUCAAAGCUCAGGGAGUACAUAGAGAAAUAUGGAACUGGUGGGAAUUGGAUUGCUCUCCCACAGAAAGCUGGUCUGAAAAGAUGUGGGAAGAGCUGCAGACUGAGAUGGUUAAACUAUCUCAGGCCCAACAUUAAACAUGGUGAAUUCACUGACGAGGAAGAUAGGAUUAUCUGCAGCCUGUUUGCCAGCAUUGGAAGCAGAUGGUCAAUAAUAGCUGCUCAGUUACCAGGAAGGACAGACAACGAUAUCAAAAACUACUGGAACACCAAGCUUAAGAAGAAACUCAUGGCCAUGAGCAUGACUUCUCAACCCCAUAGAAAACCACCACCAUUCCCAUCUUCUCAUCACACUCCAUCUGUUUCAUUUUCAUCUUUAUCAUCUCUGUACAAAGACUGCACUACUUAUCAGGAUCCAACCAGAUCUUUCACAGCCUUUGAACCAAUGUCAUCGGUUCAAUCUGACCUAUUGAGCAAUAACAACACUACCUUGGCUACCAAUUCUUCUCUUAUUCACACCCCGGAGGCUUUGGUGAAUUACAUGCAGUAUUAUCCGGUGAAAGAAAAUUUUCUCAUGUUUGGGAGCGAAUCAAGCUGCACCUCGUCUGAUGGUAGCUCCGGCCACAUCAGCUUUGGCAGAGAGAUGAAGCAAGAAAACAUGAGUUAUUUUCAGGGUUUUUGUGCCACUAAUGGGUAUGAAGAUAAUCACAACUUCAUGCUGAAUCCUGGCACCAAUAAUGGAGGUAAAAAUGUUAACCAAUGGGCUGAGAAGCCAAGGGAGUACAAUUUAGAAAAUGAUCUUGAAGAUUUCAAGAGACUGAUUAGCUCUAGCAGUAAUAAUUGCUGCAACAACAACUUCAUUGAUGAAAACAAGACACAAGAGAAAAUCAUGUACUUCUACUACUGAAUGGACUGACGGCAGGUGUAAAAUCAGAAAGAUUUUGAUGGGGUAAGGGGCAAAGCUGAGGGAGAUGGAUUGACAGUGUAGAGAUUCAGAUUUAAGACUUUCAGUUUCUGGGGUUUUGUGUUCUGAUGAAAUGAAACAUUUCUACUUUUGACAGUACAUGGUAAAGCACUAAGCUUUUUUAUUUUGUGCAAUUUUCUUUUAGACACGCGAUGGUGAUGAUGUUAAUGUUGUACGGUCAGUGGAACCCCCAAUUGAAAAUCAAUGUUUAUGAAAGCUAGAAAAGUAAGCAUCAUCGUUGAAGCACACAAAAUCUCUGAUAUCAAGAUAAACCCAAGCAUGCACUGUUUUGUGUUUUCUGCUUUUAAUUUAUUCAAUGUUUUUAGUGGAUUUUCAAGACA
Molecule: messenger RNA, 1510 nt
Organism: Gossypium raimondii (Peruvian cotton)
Lineage: Eukaryota; Viridiplantae; Streptophyta; Magnoliopsida; Malvales; Malvaceae
Product: transcription factor RAX2
Exons: 3
Coding region: 144-1112 (322 amino acids)
Source: RefSeq, a predicted model, not a curated record